This is a messenger RNA of Papilio machaon (common yellow swallowtail), 1549 nucleotides long. It is a transcript of the gene DCP1, whose product is annotated as mRNA-decapping enzyme 1A. The transcript has a single exon. Gene Ontology annotation, cellular component: P-body. The record is from RefSeq and is a predicted model, not a curated record. Gene Ontology annotation, molecular function: mRNA binding; enzyme activator activity. Lineage: Eukaryota; Metazoa; Arthropoda; Insecta; Lepidoptera; Papilionidae. Bases 112 to 1380 code for a protein of 422 amino acids. Gene Ontology annotation, biological process: deadenylation-dependent decapping of nuclear-transcribed mRNA; positive regulation of catalytic activity; deadenylation-independent decapping of nuclear-transcribed mRNA.
UAAUUUUUACAGAAAAUGGAACGUUAACAAAUAUGGCGAAAAACUUAUUCUCGCUUCUUGUCAUUUUAUUGUGAUGCUCGUUGUGUAAAAAGUAGUUUUAGUUGCGAUAAAAUGGCUGACGUACGAAUGAAUUUAACAGCUUUAAGGAGGGCAGAUCCAUAUGCGCGGGAAAUAAUCGAUAGUGCUACCCACGUUGCUCUGUAUACAUUCGAAGAACAGGAAUGGGAGAAAACUAACAUCGAAGGUGCAUUGUUUGUGUACAGUAGAAAUGGUGAACCGUAUCAUAGUUUGGUAAUUAUGAACAGAUUGAAUACAAAUAAUUUAAUUGAACCAGUAUCGAAAGGAAUAGAGUUACAAUUAAAGGAGCCUUUCCUGCUUUAUAGGAACUCCAAGUGUCGUAUUUACGGCAUAUGGUUUUACGAUAAAGACGAGUGCGUUAGGGUGGCCACAAAGUUGAAUUCUAUAGUUAAAGAUUCGAUGAAACCGGUUGAAAAUAUGUCGCAAAAUCCUGUAUAUAAUGCACCCACUAAUUCUAGUGCUCCAGUUGAUAUAUUUUCAAUGCUGAGCAAAGCUCAAGAUGAUUUUAAAUCUAACAAAGGUCUAACGAACAAAAAUGAAUCAACACCGUCUAGAGCUCCCGAUAUGACGUCGCAAAGCGUAAUGGAUUUCUUUGCUAAGGCUGGUAGCGGCGCCGCUGCGCAAAUGCCAGCAGUGUCUUCCCUCCCGUCACCUGGCGUGUUCGGUCCGCGGCCGUCCGACUCUCGCGAAGGACCGUUGCUUCUGCAAAGGCUGAUGAGUAACCCUGCACAUACAGUGGAACACAUAGAGAAACAGCAAAGAUCUGUCACUCCGCAGGAGAGUCAAAAUGCUAAUGGUGUCAUUCCUUUGGAUACUGCAAUGAGGCAGAAUACUGGAUUUCCACUAAAAUCCACACCAGUUGACUCACAAGGCCAGCAAAGGAUAUCCAAUAUGCAAAAGAUGCCGUUAGAUACAGUGGACGCCAAUGGUCCCAAUCCUUUAGAGAGUGAACUGAAUCUUAUGCAUAUUUCAUCACCCAAGCCAACAUCACCAUUGGCAUCGUAUUUGAAUCAAUCUCAGGACCUCGGUCAUCCGGUAAGCUCUUUUAAUGGUAAAUAUGAAGAGGUGGGAAUGUUUCCUUUGGGUAAUCCUCUGGCUGCUCAGCAGAAGCCAGCUCUGAUGCCUCCGACAAUGUUCACUGUUACCUCGGGAGGUGAUGUCCAGCCAUCGCCCGAACCUUUAACUAGGAAUCAACUGCUUCAAGCUUUCAACUAUCUUCUUAAACAUGACGCUGAUUUUGUUAACAAGUUACAUGAGGCUUAUGUAAAAUCUUUUUCUGAAAAAGCAUUUUCUGUAUCAUAAAUUUGAUUUAUUCAAAGCUAUUGUUAACAAUCAACAUGUACAGUUGUAAUUUGAAGUAUGAGUUGUUUAAAAGAUGUUGCGUAGAGCCACACUAGUUUUAUAGCAACUUAUUUGGGAAGAUUAUUUUUAAAUAAGUUUUAAACAUUUGACUGUGUCAUUCAAAUGAUAA